GCUAUGCCAUUACAAGCCUAUUCCGUGGGCCCACACUAAACACUUGUUUGGUUCAAUGGAAUGCCCUAUUACGGGCUUAUUCCAUUACGCUCCUAUGCAAAGAAAUUGUCUUAUUUCUAUUCCGUUUCAUCAGCACCGAUUACUGAUUCGGUGUUUAAGGAAACGCUCAAUACAAAGACGCUCCCCACUUUGCCCUCUCCCCUUCUCCCACUUUCUCACUUGAAAAAAGCAUACGGACAAUCCUUCAUCGCAGGGUCAGCUUGCAAGCAAGGAAAAAAUGGAGAAAGAACGAGCAAGACUGGCAGUGCUGAUGAAUUGAAUAGAGGAUAUUUUGAUGAUAUGUCUGAGCUAAAACAACACGGUGGUAAGGAAUUUGGUCAAAAUUUGUUGUGAAGUUGAAGUAAAAACCAAGCUAUAUGCAUGCAUAAGCCUUGCCUGCACUGCUUUCAGAGGUUUUUAAAUGAUACAAGCUCUACUGGAUAGACUUGUUCCUUUGCUUCUUCAGCAACUAGUGCAAGAUUACAGCAAUUGGGUUCAACUCCAAAAGCAGCUGAUAAAUUAGCUUCUUUGUUCAUAUCAGCUAGUAAACUAGCAAAUGCAAGGCCGAGUAACUCAAUAAAUUUGAUAUUUCAGCAAAGAAGGCAUUGUUGAGAUUCAGCAGAAAAUGCAUUGUUGAGAUUUGCAAACUCAAUAAAUUUUGACAUAUUUGGUUAGAAAGAGUUAGAAUCUUUAUCGCAAUAUGGGUUAAGUUUUGACAUCAUUUUAUUAUGAUUUUGGAUUGUCCCCAAUUGGUCUCUUUGGAAAUAGAGGAGAUAUUGCAACUUGACAAGAUUCCGAGUGUUGAAUAAAUAGAAAUAAAAUGUUUGUGCC
Molecule: messenger RNA, 870 nt
Organism: Gossypium arboreum
Lineage: Eukaryota; Viridiplantae; Streptophyta; Magnoliopsida; Malvales; Malvaceae
Exons: 6
Coding region: 61-393 (110 amino acids)
Source: RefSeq, a predicted model, not a curated record